Messenger RNA from Striga asiatica, 843 nucleotides. Lineage: Eukaryota; Viridiplantae; Streptophyta; Magnoliopsida; Lamiales; Orobanchaceae. The record is from the annotation of a GenBank genome assembly.
AUGAAAUUCAGCAGCCUUGAUAAGGNAAGUGGGUUUGUUGCAGCAUCUGGGUCGCACGCAGCGAACAACGACGGAGGGUCUGACCACCGUCAACAGACUCACACUCCCCAAUCCCCAUCCUCAGCUUCUUCCGCCUCAGCGCCGCCAGGGGAGUCCUCUACAGAAGAGAGCUGCAAAGGGUUAUGCGCUUGUUGGCUCUGUUUGGAGCUUGUAGCUGUUUGGGACAGUAUCAAAGAGAGAGAGAAGAACCUCUGUGCUGCCAUUUUCAUCGCGCCCGAACAAGCUAUCCAAAGCCUCAACAAUCUGUUUCAACUGCUUGAAAAUAUCUUCCUUUUCUUCUUGAUAGCAGCCGGUUCGAGAAGUGCCGCCGUCGGCCAUUCCGAAUUUCGACUUCUUUCGAAUUCGGUUGGCGAAAUAGAAUUGGAAGCGGUUGUGAGAUUGUUUUGGAUGCGCAUGCGUUUCCAGCUAAGCAACUUGGAGCAACUAUGUGAAUACCGAGGAUCGUUUGUUGUCGUGCGGCGUAUUUCUCAGAGGCCUCGAUCGAGGAAGCGCAUGCCAUUCUACUUCUGGUAUAUUCCUUUUCCUUUUGGGAUCGUUUCUGAGUGCGUUAUCUUUAUGGAGGUUGUGGCAGGGUCUGCUGCAUGGCUAGGCAAAAGCCUUGAGUGUGUUUGUGUUCAAGGAAGAGACUGUGAUUCCCGCCCAUCAUUUGAUUUGACACCAGCUUUGAGGGCUUUGUGGCAUGCUGCCUUUCCUGGAGAGGAAUUCCGUGGAUUAAAAUCAAAACAGUGGAAGGAAAUGGGUUGGCAGGGAAAAGAUCGAUCGACAGAUUUUAGGUAUGCAUAA